Messenger RNA from Glossina fuscipes, 2385 nucleotides. Its product is annotated as piggyBac transposable element-derived protein 4-like. The transcript has 2 exons. The record is from RefSeq and is a predicted model, not a curated record. The coding region runs from base 1091 to 2377 and encodes 428 amino acids. Lineage: Eukaryota; Metazoa; Arthropoda; Insecta; Diptera; Glossinidae.
AGCCUUAAGAUUGGUUGGCUCGUGUUUAACCGCAUGAUACUCUGGUUUACGAGGAAUUGUAAUAAAUAUUGAAAAGAAAAAACGUUGUCUGUGUUAAGUUUGUAAAAUAUAUCCACGUUUGUGAUGAAAAUGAUUGGCAACCCUCUUAUCAACAUCUAUUGUGUUUUUUUUGUCUCUGUCUGUCUUUAAAAACCUUUUAAAUCUUUGAAAAUCAAGUUGAUUUUUCUUUAGUUCUAGUAAACUUUAUUUUUGGUUUUCACUAAAAAACCGAACCCAAGGUUUCAACACUUCUAAGUUUCCACACUUUAUACAGUUCCUUGCGGAUAAUGCCAAAUGCAUCCUCAGAAGUUAAUUUCCGGCUCACUGGACUUCACUCGUAACAGUUAAUUUUGCUAGACUGCGAACAUGCUCAUAGAUUUGUCUGCCGCCGAACAAUGUGCAGAUCAAUGAUUAGUGAGGGAUUUCCAUGAGAGAUGUUGUAGCAUAAGCCAACAUUGCGCAGGCACUAUUGUCGUCGGUAAAUAUAAAGUAUUUGUACGAACCUAUCUCCAUUUAAAGCGGUAAUGGCACAAAAAGCGCUAAAUGGUUCAGUUGUGGGCGAUGAAAGUUUCCUGCGAAUACGAAUAAUAAAUUUCGUAUUUUUAUUUGCAUCGAUUACAACUGUACAGUAAGAGCGCAGGAGGGCAGUGGAAACUGAACAUUUUUUUUUUAAAAGGAGGCGACGUCAUUCCUAUUUUAUAGAAGUUGAAGACUAAAUGAAACCUGUCGUAAACAUGUUAAUAGCCGUUUUUAAAACAAGAGUUUAUUAACCUUUUAAUGCACAUUGUUGCCAAUUGUCUACAAUCCAGUUCCACUUAAUUUUAUUCAAAACCUUAGGACGUGCAUUUCCGAACGCACGUUGAUAACCAUAGACAAUAAAUCAUGUGCGAAAGAAAAAUCUUGACAUUACUUUUGGUUAUGUUUUUGUGACAUUUGAGUGGUGAGCGAUAAUGUUUAGUGCGUGGUUUGGAGAGAUUUUUCUAUUCUCGAGUUUACUACAAACAAGCGAUUUAUCUAAUUGAAAAAGAAUUAUCUCUCAUCCUUAAUCAGGAUGUCUAGGCGACUAAAAGAUAAAGAUGUCGAGGAUUUACUCGCAAGACUUGAAAAUGGAUAUAUUUCUGAAGACGAAGAGGGUAUCGAUGAUUUAAACGAAUUUGAUUAUUACCCAGACGUACACGAUCUAAUGAAACAAUUUGAAGACAAUAAUGAUUAUGACGAAGAACAAGAUAAUGAAAAUCAUCCCUUACCUGAUCUUGGCGUUGCAGCUUGGAGGCAACGAAAUGGCGAACUUAUAUCGAAGAAGUGCAAUUUGCAAUGUAGUGAAGAACGCAGAGAUUUCAUAGGAAAUGCAGAUGUUUCCCUACGAUUAGCCGCACUCGAAACUCCAUUCCAAUUUUUCACCGAAUUUAUAAGUGAGGAUAUACUCAAUGUCAUUGUCGAACAAACGAAUUUGUACAUCAAGCAAAAAAAUUUAUCCAAUUGUCCUCCUGUAAAUGCUACUGAAAUCCGUCAAUUUCUAGGUAUCAUUAUAUUUAUGUCCGUGUACCACUGCCCAAAUGUUAGAUCCUAUUGGGGUAAAUAUGGCUUCGAUCAUAUACAACAGACAAUGACGGUAAAUAGAUUUGAGAAGAUAAGAUCCGUAAUUCAUUUCAAUGAUAAUGCACAGCACAAGCCUGUUGACCACCCAAAUCAUGACUGUCUUCAUAAAAUAAGACCUGUUGUGGAACACUUAAAUAAAUUGUUCAUUAGUGUGGCACCACUUGAUCAGAGGUUCUCUCUAGAAGAGCAAACGCCUUCUACUAAGAUGGCGCGUUUUAUGAAACAGUACUUAUCCAACAAAUCCUAUAAAUGGGAUUUCAAGUUAUUUGUUUUGUGUUCACUAUCUGGAUUUGCUUAUAACGGCUUUUUGGGUAGAUAUAGUAUCAGAAUCAAAAGUCGCAAGUGGUACAUUAGAUUCUUUUAUUAUAUGAUUGAUAUGACAGUGAUCAAUUCAUGGGUAUUGUAUAAAAAAAACAAUCCAAACCUCACAUUAGGUGAUUAUAGAUCAGAACUGGCAGAGACAUUGUGCUCUUAUAAAAAGUGUGAUGAGAAUAAGAGAGCAAGACCCAGUAACCUAGAAAGGGAGAUAGAAGCUAAAAAACACCGAGGUCCCACAAAGCCUAUCCCACCAAAAGAUAUACGGACUGACGGUAUAGGCCAUGAUGAAAAAAGAUGCAGUUCUAAAAAUAGAUGCAAACUUCCAGGUUGCAAAGGAUUUUCACGUACUGAGUGCAUCAAAUGCAAGGUUACUUUGUGCCACAACAAAAAUCGCAAUUGCUUUGCCAUAUUUCAUUCAUAAUCGCUAUG